AUGCCAGUCUACUUCAAUAACAAAGCAGUUUCCACUGGGAGAGAUCUCCUCCAUACCUUGAUCAAGAUGGGGGAGACAGCUAAAUCUCAUCUUGAUGGCAUCAUUAACAAUGCUGGCAUAAUCAUGCCAGUCUACUUCAACAAUUUCCAGCAUCAAGCUACCAAGAAUGCCAGUCUUAUUACUGAUUUUAACAUUUUUUAUACUCUGAACAAGCUUAAUAUCAUCAUAAUUAUGCAUGACUUUGAAUUGAACUUGAGAAAUGGAUUCUUCAACUUUAUUAAAGAAAAUAAGUACACCAAAGACCUGCAAGACAGCCAAGACUGA
This is a messenger RNA of Coccidioides immitis RS, 324 nucleotides long. RefSeq lists its product as uncharacterized. The coding region runs from base 1 to 324 and encodes 107 amino acids. Lineage: Eukaryota; Fungi; Ascomycota; Eurotiomycetes; Onygenales; Onygenaceae. The record is from RefSeq and is a predicted model, not a curated record. The transcript has 2 exons. Gene Ontology annotation, molecular function: ATP-dependent protein folding chaperone; ATP binding.